Molecule: messenger RNA, 1089 nt
Organism: Venustampulla echinocandica
Lineage: Eukaryota; Fungi; Ascomycota; Leotiomycetes; Helotiales; Pleuroascaceae
Exons: 2
Coding region: 1-1089 (362 amino acids)
Source: RefSeq, a predicted model, not a curated record
AUGCAAUCAAUUACCGCCCUACUGUUCGUUGCCUUUUGCAUUUUCAUAAUCACCAGAAGUCUCGUUGUCCAAAAGUCAUGGCAGCAGUGGAAGAAGCAGGCGUCAUCUGGCCUCGGUUUCACCAAGUCAACCUCAACGGUUUCCUCCUCCACUCAUAAAGAAACCCUCCUGAAAGACACCCCACCAUAUAUCUUCCCACCGAUUCGGCCUCGAACGGCAUUACGGACAUCGAUGGGCCUUAGACGCCUCGAAGUUUCCAACUGGUUAACUAUCGACAAAAACUACAACCCCGAACAUGGACUCCGUGUCAACUUGCUGUCCUCACACAAACCACAAGUCAUACAAUGCCUUCCCGGUUCAGAAGAGGCUUGCCACGAGGUCCUCUCUCUGGUAGUUGAUUUCCUAACUUCUCGAUUCCCACAACACUUCACAGUUACCAAUACUUCCGAGGGAAGGAGAAUCUACAACAGCCUCACAAACGAAACUUUCGUCAUUGGCCAAGCAUGCCCCAACCCUCUUGAAGUCGCCGCCAGGCUAGCAAUGGAAGAUUUCACGGUUCUAAUGAAGGAUGCCAACACAGGGGAAUAUCGUCUCCAAGCAUCCGCCACGUUGUUUCCCGCUGGCUGGAAACUACAGGAGAGGAUUGGAAUGUCUAUGGCGAAGCUACACGGUCCUGUCCCCAAAUGGAAGGAACAACUUAGCGGACACGUGAACAGAUAUUUCGACCAUCUAACCGCCAAAUCAUCAAUGGAACGUACAAACCUCUUCAUUCAAACAACACCCGAUCUCUUCGUUGAUGGCCCUGAAAUGCCCCGCUCACCUUCAGAAGCCGCAAUAACGCCAAGCGAUCUUUGGGUGAGGAGAGAACGGCAAAUAUUCAGAAGGUUAGAACGGUGUGGUGCCGUGUUAUUUACCGUGCGUACUUACAUGCAGCGGCUUGUGGAGGUGGAGGGCGCCCAGGUGGAGGCGCUCAAGACCCAGGUUGAGGGGUGGGAUGAAGAUAUUAUGGAUUAUAAGGGGUCGAAGAUUUGGGGUGAGACAUUUCGAGAGUGGUGUGCGCAGAGGGGUCUAGGUGUCGAGGGGGCUUGA